CCACCAGGACUGGAGCUGUGCGCUUGAACCGGGCUAUGCGAUCAAGCCAACCAAACGACGUCAACGGUGAACCGGCUGCGGUUAAACCUCUGCGUCCUUUCUUGGGGUUUCGCAGCCGAAACCUUCCGCAGCCUUCGAUCUCUCUACGGUUACUUGGAGCUUCCGGCGGCGGGAGAGGAUGGCCUUGUCGAGAUUCUAUGCGAUUCGGCGCUUCCAGCGGUCAUUUCAAACUCCCCAUCUUCCCUCGGAGUAUUCGAUCUCUUUCGGCUCUUUCCAUAAAACUGAUGCGAUUUACUCCCACUUCCCUUGUAAUCUCUUCACUCCUCGAUCCUCUUCACACUUCCUCAGUUCAGGACUAGAAGGGUUUGUUCUCCGAAGAAGCAUCGUGAGUUGUUCUUGCACGAUUAGCAGCAUCCUUCGUCCGGAUGCUGCCAGAGAUGGGAGCGGUUUCACGUCACGGUCAUCCACGAAGGUUGCAGAGUUCACUAUCUGUUUCAGUGGUUCUAGAUCGAUGUCCAUUGUGAAAGCCCCCGCUGGAGCAAGACAGGUGUCUUUGAAGGUGACCAUGCUGAGCCCAGGAUUUGUCUAUGAACCAUAUACGCCUCGAGAACCUAUUUCCUUUUGGAGAAGAUGGUUCACGCGAAGUGGUUGGAGAAGAACUAAAGAGGAUUUAAUUAUGGAGAUGAAGAGUGCUUAUGCCAUCAACAGGUUGAGAAAAGUAGCUGGAUAUUCGAAGAAGCUUUUUUAUCAACACACCUUAAGAUUGUACAAAGAGAUUAAUACUUUGUUGGCAAAAGGAGACACUUCAUCUCUAAGGAAAGUUGUCACCGAAAAAAUGUAUUCGACCUUGAAGAAUGAGCUAAAACGAAGAGAAUCAAUGUGGAGUUCCGUUCACUGGGAAUUGGUUGAACCUGUGGUUAGUGUCCGAACAUUGCGGGCUCGAAUGAUUGCUUUGGACAAAAAUGAUCUUGAUAAGGCUUUUAUACAGAUGACACUUGAAAUAACUGCAAAGCAGAGGUUUGAAGCAUAUAAUGCAAAAGGUGCUGUUGUUUCUGGAGACAAAACAAAAGAGGACAAGAUGUGUUCCAUCUCCAAUUUACAUGGUCACUGGUCAGCUAGAUGCCUGACUAAUAAAUCUUACUAGGAUGAAGAUGUAAGUAUGCACAAUCCAGCAUGCUAAUCUAUGUUAUAGAUGAAAGAAGAAAGGUACCAUCAUAUGUAAGUAUCAUCAUACUACUCUAUCGAUCAUUCAUCUUGUUCAUCAUUUAUAGGUCAGCAUUCACAAGCUAAAGCCCCACCCUUGAGUAUUCAUGAAGCAUCUCUAGAUGUUUUUAAAAUAUCUUAUCAUUAUUAUUGCUUGAUGAUUACAUGUCCUUAAAUCAUCCGACAAGUUUUUAAUUUUAUAGGAAUAAACCAUACUUUUACACUAUCAAUGUUGUGGAUGUUUCAAGAUUCUUUGGAACGAUCCACUCGAGCCUUUUCUACAAGAAGUGUAGUUUGGUAGAUGCUGCUUAAGUCAGCAUUGGACAAGUCCAUGCUCCAAGCAUGAAAGAUGGCAGCUCAGUCCUCUUCCCCCAUGGAAUUGCUGGUAGCCUCACAAAAAAUAGCACGAACAACCUCAACUCAGUAACAUGAAUAGAAUUUUCUUUUAGCAACACCCGAAGGGAAAAAAAAGCUCAUGCACUGGUUAUUUUGAUUUAUUGUCUAGGUAAUCUUCUAUAUCAUUUUAAGCUAGCUCUAGAAUCUCAGUCCAUACUGGGUUUUGAUACCUUGUUGGACCGGUAUGGUACUAGUUUUCUGGGUGGUAUGUCAAACGAUGCUGCAUGGUAUGGCUGAAAAAUGUAGAAGGAUGAAAACAGACUCUUCAUUGGAACCUUCAUUUCAGGCAUGUUAUGUACCAGAAGCAUCAAUAUCCUUUGCUGUUAAUUCAGAUGCUCUCUUCUGAAAUGCCAGUUGUAAUGAUUUUUGAUGUUUAGGAGAAGACUAGCUUAGUGGUUCUUGAUGUAUGAUAAUCAU
Musa acuminata AAA Group (dessert banana) is the source of this 2016-nucleotide messenger RNA. RefSeq lists its product as uncharacterized. Lineage: Eukaryota; Viridiplantae; Streptophyta; Magnoliopsida; Zingiberales; Musaceae. Gene Ontology annotation, cellular component: mitochondrion. The transcript is spliced from 11 exons. The coding region runs from base 179 to 1144 and encodes 321 amino acids. The record is from RefSeq and is a predicted model, not a curated record.